UGUUCCGGCCCACGUAAAUCAAGGGGCUGAACGGAGCUGUUUGCACGUUCCCACGUCAUGGACCGGAAGCCUCGUACCGUAUUAAAGCAAACAUUGACGUUGCAGAUCCCACGGCCGUAGACUUUCUCAAUCCUUUUGCCUCUUUCACCUCACCCAACUAUCCGCUUGAGCCCAGUCCUCGCCGAAUUCGAACUCGUCGCAUAAUCGAUCCGAAAUUGAGCAUACCGAUACAUCGGCCUCCCUCACAAUGCGUUUCCAAGUCGUCUCCUUCCUGGCCGCUCUGCCAUUCUCCCUAGCCAACCUCGCCGACCUGUCCUACUCUGCGCCGCCGGAGCGUCUGGCCGCAGCUCAGAAAGAAGCCGGAUGCAAUCUUCCAGCAGGCUUCCAGAUCAGCGACUUUUCGGCCAAGACGAAUGGCACUGGGCCGACACCGGCUCUUACCGCGUAUAGCUUCGCCUACUCUGAUCCGGACACAGACGUUGCUGUUAAGUGCUCCUACAACUCGAGCUCCGUCUCCACCACGCCGGGGAGCUUGACACCGCGGUACGCGUGCGAGAACAGCGAUGUCAAGUUCAUCUUGAGCGGUGCCACGGGGAGGACGUUGACUCUGAUUGAGAGGAUCUGCCCCGGCCCCAAUGGUGUCAAGGGGUACGAGGUCGCCGGCGCAGUGGACCUUGCCCUGAAUUGCUCAACGACACCGGCUUCGUGUAAGACUUCUUCGAACGAUGUCCGGGGAAAUUUUACCUCGCUGGACCCUGUGACCGAUCCGACCCGAAUCAAGCGCUGGGUACCUAGGUAG
Trichoderma reesei QM6a is the source of this 799-nucleotide messenger RNA. RefSeq lists its product as uncharacterized. The record is from RefSeq and is a predicted model, not a curated record. NCBI's taxonomy places the organism in Eukaryota, Fungi, Ascomycota, Sordariomycetes, Hypocreales, Hypocreaceae. The coding region runs from base 248 to 799 and encodes 183 amino acids. The transcript is spliced from 3 exons.